Molecule: messenger RNA, 1393 nt
Organism: Perkinsus marinus ATCC 50983
Lineage: Eukaryota; Perkinsozoa; Perkinsida; Perkinsidae
Exons: 11
Coding region: 1-1116 (371 amino acids)
Source: RefSeq, a predicted model, not a curated record
AUGCAGAGUGGAGUAGUAGUGAACAGUACGACCGCUACUGAGCCUUCGAAUGCUGAUCCUGAGGACUCUGGCAAAUAUGAGAAAGUUAAAGUAGCUGUUGAGGGGGUCCUCUCGAAGGAAUACUUGAAGAGCAACCCUUCCUUCGCCUCUCGUAUGAAUGCCCAGAUGUAUAUGAGCUUGGACAGCCUAUUCAAUGUGAAGGCUAUUGAAGACCUUAACACGACCGUUGAGGAGAUCGCUGAUGCGAUAUCAUCGUUGGGGUCGUCGAAGGUGGCAUUGGACUCGACUCGGACUUUGAUUAAGCCGGUCAUACCUGAGUUGCAGCGGAGAACAACACUCAUUGUGAGAGACGUCGAUUCGAAGUCCCUAUCAAUAGAGGACUUUAAGACUGAGGUAUUGAAGGAUGCCCCGUGUGAUAAGGAUGCUAUACUUGAUAUCCGCCCUGAUGUUAACGACCAUUGGUAUGUCCGAUUCACUACAGAGGAUGCGUGUGAGGAUGUCGCAUUAUGGUUAAGGAAUAAGAAGUAUAAUGACAAGCCGAUACAUACAGCUGUUAAGGCUGAGCAUUUCAUGCUUACACUCUUCCCUAACCUUGACAAGACUUCCGAGGCUUCCCGCUCCCCUGCUUUGAGUGCCAGCAGCCCCGCGUUCGUCCCUAGCUCUCCUGGGACCCCGUAUCAAGGGUAUUCUUCUUUCAACCCCUACGCCGGUGUGGACCAGUAUGGAUAUUAUCAUCCAGCUGGUUCGAAAGGGAAGGGUAAAGGCAAGGGUAAGGGAGGUCGAGGGCGUAGACGUAUGAGUAGCAGUGGGGCAGCGUCGAUUGGCGGUUGUUCUAUAGUGGAGGAGAUGAUUAACCCGGCGGACCUAGCAGGUGAUGAGACGAAGUAUAAGUAUGAGUAUAGGAAGUAUACCAAAAAUGAGAUACAACACCUAUGCGAGGGGAUGCCAGCGGAGGCACUUUACAAACCAGAAGGGAUGGUGAAGGCUGAGAAAGAAGUCGGUGAGGGUCUUAUUAGAGAUACUCCUAAUAGGGAAUGGAUAGUUGAGGGAAGUCCCAUGGGGGGCGGACGAAAAGCAUCGACGGCAACAGCAGCAACAGCAGCAGCAGCGAAGUGAUUACAUGAAGCCGCUCCUUUGUAUAGUUAUUAUCAGCUUAAUGAACUACAGUCGUUGGCUUACUGAUACCACGCUUCCGCCACAUCGUCACGAUUAGGUUGUCGAAGUUGUGUCGCUCUACUACUACUACUUACUACCCUCUUGACCUCUGAUGGUAGUAAGACUAGUAGUAGUAGUAGUAGUAGUAGUAGUAGUAGUAGUAGUAGUAGCCAUUGUUGCUAAGGUUUCAUCUCAAUCAUUAUACUACCAGGGAAUAGUAAUACUACCGAUUCAACAA